AUGAAUCGACUUGGUUUAAUCCAACCUGAAGAGCUUGAUUCUGACCAAAAGCCCCUCUAUGAUACUAUUAACGAAUGCACGAGCCAAAUUCCAUUUAUCACCAAAUAUCCCACUGGGGAACUCGUUGGGGCUUUCGGUCUACUCCUUCACAACCCUUCUUUUGGCGAGCAAUGGUUCAAGCUUGACCGUGCUGUCACUUCGCUCCCUGCGCUGUCACCAACUGUGAGAGAAGUUGCAAUAUUAGCUGUUGCCUCACGCACUCAGUGCGCGUACGAAAAAUAUGCCCACUUAGUGAUGGCAGAGAUUAGAGGUAUCACCCAUGAAGAAAGCCAAGAUCUCAUAACUGGGAAAUUUCCAGAGUCGCUAGGAAAAGAUGAAAGGUUAGCAUGGGAAGUUGCGAAUGCAUUGGGCCACCCUGGGCCCUUAAGUCAAGAAAUAUGGGACUUGGGAUUGCAAAGAAUCGGAAAGGAUGGUAUGAUGUCUCUUAUUCACGUCAUUGGAUUCUAUCAGUAUAUCUCUGUGUUACUGAAUGGAUUCGACGUCAAAGUGCCAGACUUGGGUUGA
Molecule: messenger RNA, 564 nt
Organism: Trichoderma gamsii
Lineage: Eukaryota; Fungi; Ascomycota; Sordariomycetes; Hypocreales; Hypocreaceae
Exons: 2
Coding region: 1-564 (187 amino acids)
Molecular function (GO): peroxiredoxin activity
Source: RefSeq, a predicted model, not a curated record